AUGAGCGGGAAACCUACCCAGCCGCCGGGCUUGGAGUCCAAUGCAUUGCUGUCUGCAGUCAAAGUGGGCGCUCUGAGUGGGCUCAGAAAUGGCAUCUUGGACCUUCACUUCCAAGGCGACGCGACGCCGAGACAGCGUGCUUAUGUCAGCGCCCUUUCUGGCGGCAUCGCGGGCGGUGCGGUCACGAGACUAAUGGGCUACGUCGGGCAAAGCUCGUACAAUGCGAUCGACACAUGGCAGAUGGAGCAUGCAAAUAACCCGUCGAAGCCAAUCAUCCAACGCAUAGCCGACUCUAAAUGGAUCCCUUUGAGGUCUCUUUCCGACGACGACUAUCGCGGGAUGCUCAGCGAAAAAUUGCUGAGUAUCGAGGCAGAAAUCAGCCUUAUCGACGACAAGAUUGAAGAACUUGAGAAAUCCAAAGCCGAUUCUGGAUUAGCACCGAUGCCGGCCGAGCCUACGGAGCGAUGA
Messenger RNA from Aspergillus melleus, 468 nucleotides. RefSeq lists its product as uncharacterized. The record is from RefSeq and is a predicted model, not a curated record. The transcript has 3 exons. Lineage: Eukaryota; Fungi; Ascomycota; Eurotiomycetes; Eurotiales; Aspergillaceae. Bases 1 to 468 code for a protein of 155 amino acids.